UCAGUUGACUUGGACCUGGUGGCUGUGUCAUAUGUCUUGUAGAUUUACGGUUGUUCGGCUCAAUAUCACGGCAUGAAGACUGCUGUUUUUGUUUUCUAUGGGACAAUACACUGAAAAUCGACGUAACACAACACUGUGUUGGAGAUUACUUUAUCUGCAAGACAUAUGUCUUAUUUCCUGAAAGGCUACCAGUGAUUAGUAGUGAAUACUCGAAGAAUAAAUUAUACUCUUCCAACAACAAUAAUCCGAAGUUUGCUACGAAAACUGUCCACUCGCUUUCUUCUAUCCUCCAAAGUUUAUCGCUUCUGAAAUUCAUCUUAUUCGACUGACUGUGUUAUCAGUGGAACUACAAGACAUUCUCACUUAAAAUGCAAAGUUCUAUAUCUGCAAGACUUAAAAUUAGCUGAAUCUCUCCAGAAUUUCCAAAGUUUUAACCCAUCCAACGUUUACCAACACUACGGACUGCAAUAUUCAUUCAAAGUUCUUUGACAGUGAAAUUUAAAAACCUCACGCUCCGCGUCAUUUGACCAGUUUGAAUUGCUAUUAACCCUAUCAAUCACCAUAAAACCUACUAUCCUUUGUAAUGUCAACAAAAAAAAAACAUAUGACAUAAUUAUGUGAAUUUAUUUUCGUGCAGCUCUAAUUUGAACAGCUAUCAACAGUGGGGCACAAACUGUUUGUAUUUCAUACUUUAGUCAAUGUCACAAACAUCGAGAAACUCACAAAUGCAACCUGCAGAUCUGUUUUGAAUUGCUCCGAACAGAAGAGAGAUCCAAGUUAUUUGUUCAUCCAGUCGACAUUGACAGAAAUCGAGCAAGUGUGUGAUAUCAGCUGCUGCAGCUGCAUCAUUGUUUUGAGCUGCAGUCGCAAGCACAAGCCUCACCAUUCUGUCACCGCUUCAGCUGCGGCAUUCCCCAGCCGCCAUGCUCAACAAUUUGAGCCUAAUCGGAUCAGGCUACUACGACGGCAUGGUGUGUUCGGGCGGUGGUGGCGGGGGCGGGGGUCACAAAGACUGCGACGAACUGAAAUCAUCACGGCCGGGUCACGGUCUCGGCCACGGUCACGGUCACGGUCACGGACCACCGACGGCAGCAGACCUCAAGGUGCACCAUCACGCCGACCUGAAGGCGGAGCAUCUGCACAGUCACCACAGUCCCGGGGGCGGUGGACGUCUCAUUGGAGGCGGCGGUUUUGAACCGCCUUCACUGCCGCCUCCACCCGGGAGUGGUUUGGACGACUCAAAACCGUCAAAACAAAAGCGGCACAGAACGAGGUUUACACCUGCACAACUCAACGAGCUUGAACGAUGUUUUUCGAAAACGCACUAUCCAGACAUCUUCAUGCGGGAGGAGAUCGCUAUGCGAAUCGGCUUGACUGAAUCCAGGGUGCAGGUAUGGUUCCAGAACCGUCGCGCCAAGUGGAAGAAGCGCAAGAAGACGACGAACGUGUUCCGAACGGGUCACGGGGGGUCGCUGCUGCCCUCACACGGCCUGCCCCCCUUUGGGGUGGGGGUCGACGGCCUCUGCCCCACGGCCAGCAUGUUCGCCUCGGCUGCUGCUGCCGACACGCGGUGGCACGGCGUCACCUCCAUGACCACUGGUUUGUCGCAGCUGUCGCAGAGCGGCGUGUCGAUGAGUGGAUUCGCCAGCCACGGCCACCAGAGCUCAGUGCUGCCAACCAUUGCCACCUCAAUGGCCAGCAACGGAUCCACUGUCUACCAGGCGCACUACGGCCUCAACUCGUUAGAUCCAGUUUUCUACGGUCAUGACACUGGAGGAGGGGACACGCUCAACUGAUUCGAUCAGAAAGCCCAAUUCACACCAAUUGCGACAUCUGCGGCAAGGCCGAUUCACAGCUAUUCCAGCGAGCCCAAACGAGCACAUCAUCAAAUGCAGAGCGACUGUAACUCUGCCUCGGCCUCGGCCUAUAGGGCAGUGACCCACACAUGUAAAUAAAAUUGUGAUCUUGUUUUAUGUGAACUGGUACUACUAAUCUGAAACAUAGAAGUUUAUGCAAACCAAAUGUGUUGACUUGAUAGUUGUUACUUAUCAGCUGAACGAAUGAGGCUCAAGCUGGGUUGCACCAACCGAGAUCAACUAUUUUGGUCAUACCUACUCAGCAUCUCAGGAAAGAGAUUGUUGCAGCUGCAACCCAGCAUCAUUGUUUAGUGAUUAGCCUCUAGCCAUCAAACCUUCGAUAUUGAUAUUUGAUAUUUUGAUAACAUCGAUGGCAAAAUUGUUAUUCAGAUAGCUGUUCUGUAUAUCAUACCUAUUCUAACCCUACAAGUAGGCCUACAUAUAUUAUUUCCUCUCCAAGUAAACACUUUUGUAAUAUAAACUAAUUUUACUAGAGUAUUGUUGUAGCCUACUGUUUUGUACUCAGUGAGCAUAGCCCUCAAGCUUUGUGGAAAACAUCCUGUAGCCUACAGAUAAGGUAAUUACACUCGAAAAGGAAAAUAUAAAUUAUUCCACUGAAUUUUAUUACAAUAGUUUUUCAUAUAAGAUGGAAGUGCUCUGUUUUGCUGCCGAUUGUCUAAAUAGAUUAUUAUUUGACGUUGCAAAAGCACCUUGAUGUUGAAACAUUACCAUCAUGACUUCAAGACUAGUAGCCUAUAUGUGGAUAAAUGAGUGAAAGGUCUGUCAUGGAUGUAAUUAUUCACACUUUUUUGUGUGAAAAAUAUAAUUAAUGAUGCUAGCAAUUGAAAUCAGUUUUCACCAACUAUCCACAAAACAAAUUCUGGAAUAUUCAUCUUCCGAUCUGUGAGGGAUUAUGCAGGGGCUCCUCAUGGUUUAUCACACUUUGUAUUAAGUAUGUUUGUUCAAGUUACUAUUGUGUAAAGGGGAGUUUACUACAAGUGAUAACAUACAGAUAUCAGUUUUCAUGUAAGUACAAUGAUUCAUUGUAAAAUAUAAGCGCUAUGAUACUCACGAUAUACACGAAUGUGUGAAAGGGAUAUAUUUGUCUAUUAUUUGGCUGCUCAGUUAACAAUACGAUUAUUGCAGAGUUGUUGAAAUACAUUAUUACAAUUUCUUUCAUGACCCUCUACUAUUGAGUUUAAAUAAUAUUCACUCUAAAUCAUCUACAAAGGGAUAUCAUAUAUUCAUAACCACUUGUUUUUAUUGUUUUAUGAUUCAUAGGCUAUAGAAGCAAAUAUACCAAAAGGACGGUACUUAACUACUCGUCAUUUUCGAAAAGUAUGUGAUUUCAUAAUUCAAUUACACAUCUUUGAACAUAUAUUUUUAUAUUUUCUGUCAUUUUUUAAACUGAUAAAUUUUUAGUACGGUGAUGUGAUAUUGUGAUUCGAAAUUUUAUUGAUUUUAUAAUUUAAAAUAGUCUCGUGCAAUAAUUAUAGAAAAAAAUGUGAUCUAAAUUUCUCACAAAUAAACACUACAUUAUAUAUUGAAUAUUUCUCAUGAUGAAUUGGAGUUAAGUUUAUUUGGUUGAUAUCAUCUAAAGAUUUGACAAAAUAUAUUUUCAGAAUAAAAUUUUUCUGAAAUACAAACUAAUAUGAUAUAUUAUCAACUUCUGAAAUUGGAAGGCUACCCACCCAUUCUGGAAAAAAUAUAGUUAAAGUACAUUAACAUUCUGUACUCAAUAUUGUAAUGGGGUAUUUUAACUAGAAUUUCACAUUCAAUAAACCUUGCAGUUCAUUAUUAAUUUUUAUCGAUUGGCAAUAAUACGAUCAUCCAUGAAACACUAAUGUCAGUUCUGUUUAUCAUUUAUAUUGGAAUUGGAAGUGAAAUAAUACUGUGAUUGCUAUUUGAUUAUGAAUAAUCUAAUAAUAUUAAUAAUCCCUAAUAUUGAUUAUGAAUCCAUUACCACAUUUAUUUUUUCCUUGACAGUUGUAGGAGGAAAAGUGUAAACAUUCAAGCUGGGGGCAGUUUCUAGCUCCCUUCAUCUCUCAUUAUUCAUUUUUUAUCAUUCCAGAACGCUGAUUAAGAGGCAUUCAAUGUAGUCAGAGAUGUUUUCAAAAAGUAUAACUAUUCAUAGUGUUUCUAGAAUUUAGGAAGAGAAAAUGUAAAUAAGAAUAAAAUUGUUUAUAAAUACUAUAGCCGUAUUAAUUAUUAUUACAAUAUUAUAUGAGGAUUUUGAAAUUAUUAGACAUAGUGUUACAAUGACUAGUGAAUCGUAGAGUAUAAUGUUUGUCAUAGAUUUAAAAAGAAAUAUUGGAUGUGAACUUCAAGAUGUGUUUGAAUUGAUAAUAAAUAAAACUGUUCUACUCAUUACACACAACCAUAGUAAUUGACAUCUAAUUGAUUUUUACCUUUUUACACAUUAUAUAUUAGUUUUUAAAUAUUUACUUAUUUAGUUAACUGCUCGCAUACAUCUAUGAACUGUGUAGAGUUGUGUGAUUGACAUUUCCAAUAUUAUUGAGAAUAAAUUCCACAUUUUAGUGUACCUAUUUUUAUAAUGGUUUAGGAAGUUUCAAAAUGUUAUGUAACGUUGCUUUCUAGCUUUCUCCACUAACUACUCUACACCAAUUCCUCUGGAUUUGAAUUCCUUUCUCACCUCAUUUGACUUAUUGGAGUGAUCAUAAUUUUUUGGUUCAAUCUAAUUUUUAAAAUCGGUUAUCAAUGGUACCUUAUAUAAUGGUAGUAUAUUUUGCAAGAAAGAAUUAUAUCAGUACUGUAUAGAAUAUUUUUCAUUUCUCUGUUACACAAACAUUGUUGUUUACUGAAAAACUACUGUUCCAUGGAAUAAUAAAUAGUUCAAGAAUAUUUUGAGUGUUUUGUGUAGAUAAAUGUUUGAAACUUUUGUGAAAAAGGCAAAAUGUGAGGGAUGUGCAAUAAAAUUUGCAGAUAGA
This is a messenger RNA of Nilaparvata lugens (brown planthopper), 4804 nucleotides long. RefSeq names its product homeobox protein orthopedia. NCBI's taxonomy places the organism in Eukaryota, Metazoa, Arthropoda, Insecta, Hemiptera, Delphacidae. Bases 924 to 1796 code for a protein of 290 amino acids. Gene Ontology annotation, molecular function: DNA binding; DNA-binding transcription factor activity, RNA polymerase II-specific. The record is from RefSeq and is a predicted model, not a curated record. The transcript is spliced from 5 exons. Gene Ontology annotation, biological process: regulation of DNA-templated transcription; neuron differentiation.